Coccidioides immitis RS is the source of this 3896-nucleotide messenger RNA. RefSeq names its product magnesium-translocating P-type ATPase, variant 2. Gene Ontology annotation, biological process: magnesium ion transport; monoatomic ion transmembrane transport. The transcript has 9 exons. Gene Ontology annotation, cellular component: membrane. Bases 531 to 3107 code for a protein of 858 amino acids. Gene Ontology annotation, molecular function: ATP hydrolysis activity; ATP binding; P-type magnesium transporter activity. Lineage: Eukaryota; Fungi; Ascomycota; Eurotiomycetes; Onygenales; Onygenaceae. The record is from RefSeq and is a predicted model, not a curated record.
GAGUCCUCGGGCGCUCAGUUUGAACACAAGAUUUCCUUUUAACACCUUUCCAGCAAUAACAUAUUUCGAAUAUUGAUAUUAGGAAAAGCAUCAUAUCACUUCUUUCACUACUUCUUUUCCCUGAGAUAUCCGAUUUUCGUCGCGUAUCUCUUCAUCUCACAUUCCAAUUUCUUUUCCAACUGCAUCUGACUACGAGCAGUUCAGCUCGUAGUUUCCACAGCUCUGGCGACCGUUAAGCAAUUCGUUCCAUCAGCUGGCACAUGCGUGCUAGCUGUUGUUCUAGUACAGCAGCUGAAGCCGCCAUAGAAUGACCGCAACCGUUACUGACCGGUGGUGCUCAUAUUUUGCUGUUGUUAUUCGACUCGCUUGUGGAUUUUAACUCACCCGGAUGGAGGCUGCUCACAGCUAUCUUGGCUAUCUUGACAGGAUUGUGUCCAGACAAGGAAAGACAAACAGUGGCAGCCACAUUCGAAGCGGGAAAUCUCUCUUUUAUUGUUUAGACUCAAGACCAAGAUCAUCCGGACGGCAACAUGCGCUUCCUUCUAAGACGCUUGACCAAAUGGCCUGGAGGUCAGAAAGUCGAACCUGAAAACCGACAAAAUGUUAAUGGGACCACCCACGCCAAUUGGUGGCACAUGCCUCUCGCGAAAGACUCGACAUCUCCUUCGAUCCUGCGAGCAUUUGCCUCCAUUCCUCCAGAUUCUGCCCUUGGGUAUAUGCAAUCAUGCCGGCAAGGUCUCAGCCAAGCUGAAGCCGACGCACGCCUAAAAAUCGCUGGUCCCAAUGUUCUCAGUUCUAAAAAUCCUCCGCCGUGGUGGAAGUUACUACUUCUAAUUCUGCCCAAUCCGUUUACUAUUCUGCUGGUAUUUUUAGCAAUCAUCAGCGUCGCGACGCCUCAGCCGGACUGGAAAACUUUCGUUAUACUUAUGGUAAUGAUCUUGAUAUCCUCUGCUGUACGCUUCUGGCAAGAAUACCGUAGUAGCAUCGCAGUCAUCAAGCUCCAGUCUUCGGUCAGCGCAGACACGAAGGUUCGGCGACAAUGCCCAACUUCGGGCAAAUUCUUGGAUGGCACGCAGACUUCAGAGUCCACAAUUCAUGUCAAAGAUAUUGUGCCGGGGGACAUUGUCAUCAUCCGGCCCGGUCUCACUGUGCCUGCCGACUGUUUAAUAUUGGAGGCGUCAUCCCUAUACAUCAGCCAGUCAACGUUGACCGGGGAAAAUGAGCCGUUGCGCAAGACCCCUAAUCUGCAGCCUGCGAAAUUUGAAAAGGAAGAUCCCAGGUUCUUCGAACUUGAGAAUAUCGCCUUCAUGGGGACGAGCGUCAUUUCUGGCAGUGGGCUAGGCUUGGUGUUGAGAACUGGUGAUGAUUCGUUCAUUGCGACAAUAAUGAAGCAACUGAACAAGAAGCGGCCUGUGAAUUCCUUCCAACGAGGGAUCCGAAACGUGACCUACAUGUUAAUUGGGUUCAUGCUCACGAUGGUGCCGAUUGUUUUGGGAAUUUCCGGAAAGACAACUGGAAACUGGGGAAAUGCGGCCUUAUUCAGCUUGAGUGUUGCAGUAGGGCUUGUCCCCGAAAUGCUUCCGGCCAUUGUGAACACAAACCUCGCGAAGGGAGCUUUCAGUCUUUCCAAGAAAAAGACCAUCGUUAAGCGUCUCGACUCAAUCCAGAACCUGGGAGGAAUGUCAAUUCUAUGUAGCGAUAAGACUGGGACACUGACAAAGGACGAAAUCACGCUUUCUGACUAUCUCGAUUGCUCAGGUGUGAGGAACCGGGGAGUAUUCCAAUUAGCCUUUAUCAACGCCAAGUGUCAAGAAAUUCAAGGGACAAGCAUUGACUCUGCCAUUAUCAACUUCCAAUCGCGAGAGCCAAUGCAGACACCGCCUUACGAGGCGGUUUCCGAGAUUGCUUUCACCUUUGAAAGACGGCGAUCAAGCUGCAUUAUUCGAGGACCAACCAAGAAGCUCAAAUUGGUCUGUAAAGGAGCAUACGAGGAAGUGCUAGCUCUUUGUACGUCUGUUCGUGACGGGGCUAAGACUUUGAGCUUAUGUGCAGAAUGGCACAAAAAGCUUGCCGCCCAGGCCGAACGCCUCAGCUCUGAUGGGUUUAGAGUGAUUCUGGUGGCCACUAGGGAAGUUAAAGAUUCCGAGAUGGGCAACGAAGAUUUCAUUGAAGAUGACCUAGAAUCCAGCCUAACUUUGGAAGGUUUCCUGACAUUCCUCGACCCACCAAAAGAAGAUGCCGCAGCUUCAAUUCAACGGCUGCAAAGAUUGGGAGUAGACGUCAGGAUUCUCACUGGUGACAACAUGCCAAUCGCUCUGAGGCUCUGCCAAUUGCUAAACCUCGUCAGUUACGUCAGCGAAGGAGACGCUCAGGCCAUAACGGGACCGGAAUUGGCGAGGUUAGAAGGAACAGACCAAUUCCACGAUGUGAUCAGAACAUGCAAAGUAUUCGCGAAGCUAAGUCCGGCUCAAAAGGGGCAAGUCAUUUUGAGCUUAAAGGCGAAUGGAGAUUGCGUCGGAAUGCUCGGUGACGGGAUUAAUGACUGUGUUGCAUUGAGAUUCGCGGACGUUGGAAUUUCUGUUGAUUCAGGAGCAGGGGUUGCGAAAGACUGCGCCGACGUAAUCCUCACCGAAAAGGGCCUCAACAUAAUCGUGGAUGCUGUGACCAUGGGUAGAGUGACCUACGGGAACACAAUCAAGUAUAUCAAGAUGGUUGCAUCGUCCAACUUCGGCAAUGUCUUCAGUAUCCUCAUUGCCAGUGCGUGGCUUCCAUUUGAACCGAUGACGAGCUUGCAGCUUCUUAUCCAAAAUUUGCUCUAUGAUAUCAGUCAGAUCGCAAUUCCCUGGGAUCGAAUGGACGAAGAGUACUUGCAAGAGCCCAAAAAAUGGGACGCCAUUGGUGGGUUCCGCCUUAAUAUAUCGCUUGGUUCCCUUUGUCAACUAAUGUGUGACGUAGACUUGCUCCGAUUCAUCAUCGUCCUUGGGCCAACGAGCUCCACCAUCGACGUGUUGACGUUCUGCCUUGGGUGGUUCUACUACAACAUUCGCACCGCCGACGAUCCGGAGGCUGUAAAGCUAUUCCGCACUCACUGGUUCUUGCAAGGGUAAGUCAGCUCGUUCCAGCCACGCUUCGCUCCAAUUUUAUCUCAGUACGCUCGAAACACAUCAAUUAAUCGUGUUCACUUGCAGUCUUCUCACGCAAACCAUAAUUGUCCAUCUUUUGCGAACUGCUAAAAUUCCUAUCAUUCAAAGCCGCGCGGCUCGGGCCAUGGUGGCAUCCACGACUAUAAUCAUGGCGGUUGGUUUUGUUCUCCCGUAUAUUCCGCUAUUCCAGGCCGCCCUUCGGUUUGUCAACCCGGCAGCAACUUUUGUAGGAUUCCUCGCCGCGGAGCUACUGUUGUACUGCCUUGAGGUACAACUAGUGAAAGUGAUAUAUAAACGGAUUUUCAAAACAUGGCUAUAAUCGAUUCGCUGCAAGGGGGCCCGCCAAUGUGCCAAAAGCGAGCUUGGAGACAAGAAGGCAGUUAUUUCAACAAUAAUUUGCCACUUCGCGAUAGUAGUGACAAAGAAACAGGAAACAUGGGGAGGUUCAACACAUGUGAGGUUUCCGAGCUGUGUUCUGAGUUUGUCUUGCUAUGCUGUUAUGGAAUGAGUUUGUUUUAGCUUGUGGACGUGCUGAUCCAGCUUCAAAGUUGAAAGGGAUGUAAUAAUUUGUUCAUUAAUUUGCGAAGUUUGCCUUUUCAUAGCUAAACAAAUUCGAUAAUCAAAAUAGGAAGGAUCAAUUGGCACACAUUUCCCACGAGAAAAUGGGCCACAGAGAUCGGCUCACCUCAGCAGUACCUUAUCCAGGCCUAUAUUUAGAGUUGCAUGUCAGAAUCACGGUUUCGAAGUGAAAAA